Pelobates cultripes (western spadefoot toad) is the source of this 168-nucleotide messenger RNA. The record is from the annotation of a GenBank genome assembly. NCBI's taxonomy places the organism in Eukaryota, Metazoa, Chordata, Amphibia, Anura, Pelobatidae.
GUAAUAACGGAUGAAGAACCUCUCCCUACAAUCAUCUUACAGAAAUCAUUGGACAAAUUGUCACAGGCACUGAUCUCCACAUGGCAAACCAGUGUAGAGGGCCUGAAGAAAGACAUAAAGGAAUUGGGAUCUUGCACAGCACAGGUAGAAGCUAAAAUGGAAGAAAUA